AUGGAUACUGACGUUGUCAAUGUUGUCACAACAUCUGACCCGAGAAACUUUGGUGAAGCUAUGCGUAGCAGUCACAAGGAAGGAUGGAUGAAGGCAAUUUCUGAAGAAUUGCAAGCCUUGGAGAACAAUGGAGUUUGGAGUAUUGUGAAGGCUCCAAAAGAUAUUCGAGCACUUCACUCGAAGUGGGUUUUUAAGACGAAGCGUGACGCAGAAGGUGGCAUCGAGAGAUUGAAGGCGAGAUUGGUCGCGUGUGGAAAUGAACAAGUCUUUGGAGUGAACUAUGGAGUUACGUUUGCUGCUGUGAUUGAUAUGUCCAGCGUGAAGAUGAUUUUCGCACUGGCAAGAAAGUGGAAGGUGCCUGCGAAGCAUGGAGAUGUUCCAAAUGCUUACGUUAAAGCAGACAAGGAAGAUAAUCUCGAUAUCUACAUCCACGUACCACAGGGAAUGCAGAUUGCAGAGGACUUAAAGAAGAAGAUCGGUGUUUCACAGAACAACGAGAUUGUUUUGGAGCUGAAGAAGGCACUAUAUGGAUUAAAACAAGCAGGAAGACUAUGGAGUAAAUUGCUACACCAGAAAUUGGUUGAUAUUGGUUUUAAACAAAGUCUCACGGACAUGAAGUGA
Messenger RNA from Peronospora matthiolae, 621 nucleotides. The record is from the annotation of a GenBank genome assembly. NCBI's taxonomy places the organism in Eukaryota, Oomycota, Peronosporomycetes, Peronosporales, Peronosporaceae.